Messenger RNA from Dimorphilus gyrociliatus, 4484 nucleotides. Lineage: Eukaryota; Metazoa; Annelida; Polychaeta; Dinophilidae. The record is from the annotation of a GenBank genome assembly.
AGUCAUAACCGAAACACAGGCCUCAGCGUGCCAAAUUUGAAGGUAUUCGGUUGUUUUAGAAGAGAUUUAUUUGGCUCUUUUAAUUUAUUAAAAGACAUCAAGAAAAUUAUCAUGGUGUCAGUUAAAUAAGAGUAUUUUAUUUACCUGGAUAAGUGAUCGUUUAAUUAAAGGUGAGAACGGUGGAUCAACAAAACACAAAUAUUUCCGUUUAUAGAAAUAUCCGAAAAAUUAGCAUUGAUAAAAUUAAAAGUAAUUUAUUGUACACUAUAAACCGAAUGUGAAUAUUAUUUCAUGAGUUAAACAAUAUAAAUACUUUAAAAUAAUGAUUUCAUCCAACAGAAUUCAUUGUCUUUUAUUAUAAGCAACGAAUAUCUUUCUUUUAUAUCCAUAAUCUUCCUCUAUAUUUUUCUAUCAAUUUUAAUCUAAAAAACUUGAACAUUCAUAAGCAGUUUAAGAUGGAGCAACUGGCAGUAAGACCAUCUGCAAUUUAUUCACCUGUGAUUAGCAGCAUUAUUCCAGUUUCGGACAAGACACAAGAUGUUGAAAUAAUAUCGGUAGAAGCUGAUGAUAUGACAGGAACAGAUGACACAAUUGACAGUGACGGUUUCAAAACAGCUACUAAUGAUGGUUUGAAUCGAAAUGUUUUGAUAGGGCAAGCUGCAGUAGAUCAGCACAACAAUUCAGAUGUUCAAAUUAAUACUUUUGGUAAAUCAGCAAACGAGGUUCGCAAAGAACUGGCAUCACGAUGCUGUGUAACAACUCAUGAGGCCAAGAUGCAUCAACGAUCAGUCCCAACUUAUCGUUGCUAUGAUGAAAAUUUUAAAGAAAAACAAGAGAAAAAGGAUACUGAUUUAAUAAAUGAAAUGGCAAGAGCAGCAGCAGCUGCCGCUAGUGCAACUGUUGUCGCGUCUGAACCUAUUUUACAAUCUCAGAGGAAUCUUGAAGUGAAGUUGAUGGAAAUGACAGCCCGAAUAAAUGAAUUGCAAAGCUUAAAUGCGCCAGAAAAUACCAACAGGAUAAAACAUUUGGAAAAUCAACUUGAUGAAAUGUUAUCAAAACGUCUCAAUUUUGUUGAACAAUUGCAAAUUGAACAUAUAAAGUCUCAAAGGAAAUUUCAGCGUUUAGCAAAAGAAAACUCUGCGCCAACAAGCAUUGUUUACUGUCCAACAAAAGAACCACCAAGCACACCAAAGAAAAUGUCUCGAUCAGCUCAAGUUAGCAAAGAGUCCUUACUAUCAACCCCAUCUCCUAGAACUAGAGCUCCUAAACCUAUCAAAUUGGAUGAAAUAGAAAUGUUAAAAGCAGCGUCAAAUCAGAAUAAUAAUUCUAAAAUUGCAGAAUUGGCCAAAAAACACGAUACGUAUCAUGAUUUGAAACCAACUAGAGAAAAGUCAAGCACCGUUGCAAGAGCUUCUAGUAUUGUUGAUAAACUUCAGAAUUUGAAUGAUUCAAUUAAAGAGACUGCAUAUGAGCAUCAAGAAAGAAAUCCUGUAACUUUGAAGAAAACUUCACCAUUAGAUGCUUACUUUGUUCAGAGUGAAUACAUUCCAUCGAAAGGGGAUAUAAAAGUAUCUUCUUAUAAACCUUGUAAAAAACUUGAUGAUAUUAAAGAUAAACUUAAGAAUAUAUCUGACAGACGUAAUAGAAUAGAGCAUAAUUUUGAAACAUUAUUUAUUCGUCAAAAACCAAUUAUUGGCGAUUUAUCAGAAAGAAAUCAAGUUUCAAAACUUGUUGAUAAGAAUAUAGCCAAAAUAAAACCUCAAGUUGACCAAUACGUUGCUGAUCGAUUGCAGGGUGAUGGAAAAAAGAUAACUGGAAAAAACCAUCUUCAGAAGAACAUUAAUUUAGUUAAAGCAAAUAAACAAAAUGUAAAAAAAAAAUUAGGGAAGCCGGAAAAAGAAGCCUCAAAGAUUGACAAAUUGAACACUUUAAUUCAAGAGCUGAAUAAGGGACGAAACAAUGGAAGUGGUGAUGCUGAUAUUCAAAUGAAAUUUAAUAAAUUUACUCCUGGAUCUUCUGCCAUAGCCUUAGCGCCACCUCGAAAGAUUCCCAAUUUCGAUAUGGACUUUCAGCUAUCAACUAAGUUAUAUAUGGAAAACAAUCAAACAGUUUCGAAAGACCAGCAAAGAGAACAAGUUGAUCAAUGUCUUUCGCCAAUUGCUGCUAAACCUGUUGAGAGUGCAAUUGAUGAAGUUAGCUCAUCUGAAGCUAAUUAUUCUUCAGACUCUGAAACUUUAACGGAAAGCUCUGAGCAAGAUGAAUCAGAAGUGUCUGAAGAAGUCGAAGAAGCGCCUUUAAAUAUUGUCGGAUUUAAACGUCAAGAAGAAAAGAAAUCUGCAAAGAAAUCAGCUAUAAAAAUUGAAAAGAAAUCGGCAACCGAGAGCCCCAUUAUAGCGGAAAUGAGAAGGAAAGAGGAAAUGCAAAAGGAAAAGGAGAACUGGAUUGAAAAAGAAAUUAUGGUUAGGAUUCUUAGUGAAAUCCAAACGAAGAGAAGAGAAAAUGAAAAAGAAAAGCAAAGAUUAGCCAAUCAAUAUUACAAAAAGGGAGAAUCAUCUGAAGAGACAGUUAAAACGUUGGGAAAACCUGGUGUUCGUGUUUUCCUGGAUGCCGGUUGUCCAGUAGAUGACAGUCUAGUCCGUAAUUUAACCCGUGAUAUCAUUAGAGAUCAAUUACGAAAUUGCUUCGGGGAAUGUAAGCAACCGGCCAACGUUCCUGAUGACACCAGAGAAACAGAAUCCCUCCAGGUCCAGAAUAUACCGGUAACUCCAGUCGAGUCUUUAGAAAUCGGAGAAGAAAAAUCUGAAAGCUACGCUGACGAUUUUGAAGGUAUUCGCUCGGAAGUAACUACUCCAGUUUCAAGCCCUAGACCACAGAUACCAAAUUUUAAACAAACAAUAGACAUACCAAAAACACCUGAGAUAACUCCAAACGCUAGUUCUGAUGAAGCUAGCAUUCAGGAUUUAGAAGAAAAUGCUCCAGUAACUGUUGUUAAGAAUGUCGUCAGGAAUACGCAAUUGGAUAGUUUUGCAAAUAAUAUAUUAGAAUUAAAUAAGGAAAAAUUAGAACAUAUGGACGAAAAUGAGGAAAAACAACCAGAUCACGAAUUAUUUGACUUUGGUUCUGUUAUAACACCCAAAUCAACGCCACCAAUCUCACCAAGAAAAUUUAUGGAAACUCCAUCUCUAUCAGAGUCAAUAUCAGAAAUUGCCCCCGACUCUCCGGUCCUACAGCCAAGUGAAAAAGAUGCCUUAAUAGAGGAAUCCAAUGGGACAGAUAGUUACGAGGAAGUAUUAAAAGCUUCAGUUCAGAUACAAACUACACUCAAAAGUGAAGAAACUGUUUCUGAGAGAGAUAGAAAUGAAAAGGAUUAUGAAGAAGAAUCUGAGGAUCAGAGUAAUGAAGAAAUAACUGAAACAAUAGGGGAAUUGGUGAGCGAAGGGCAAUGGGUUUUAGAUAAGAGCGAAGGUGAAGUUGUAGAAGCAUCCUUAGGAAUGUCUUCCUUCCCUCAGCUUGAUAAAAGCUUAAAUGAUAUGGAACCAGAAGAAGCAAGUCGCAGUGAAGGCGAAUUUCUUCAUAAAGAGAUAGAUAUUCAAAGUGAAGCUAUAAUGCAUCUAAUGAAGCAGCAAAUUGCUUUUAAAAAUCUACCAUUUAUUAAGAAACUGGAAACACAGCAAAGUCUAGGCGAAAUUCUAGCUGAGAAAAAGUCUGUAGAAGAGCUCUCUGAAGAUCAUUUUGAAGCGGAAACUCCUGAGAAACCUUUAGAGAUGGAGGAAGAUAAAGAAAAUACAAAUGAUGACAUUCCAGAAAACACAUCGCCACCAAGAAUGGUAACUUCAACACCAAAACAAGUUAGAGUUGAACCUAGACGGCCAUCUCUUGGUAGAAUCAUGCCAACUGAUAAUCUUAGAAAUCGACAUCAGGGAAAGCAGCGAAGAUCAUUUGAUGAUGAAACAACGAAUUCAUUGGAAUUCGGUUUAAAAACUUUUACGUUGAAACAAGAGGAUAGUCGUCCACCUCGUGAUUCAAUAAAGAUACCUGAAGUGGCCAGUAUCAUAACUCAAAAGCCUUUAUUAAAUACUGUUGAAUUUCAUUCAACUGACGAACAAACACCAUUACCACCUGAAUCCAACAGCAAUUUGCAUUUGUCUGAUACUGCAAAAACUGAUCCUACUGAUAGUGAAAUGCCUGACGCCAUGAAUUUAGAAGAAUCAUCAGCUACAUCUUCACCAAGACGUCUCAAUAUUUUAGAAGGCCAAGAACUAUUCGGUACAGCUGACACAACUACUAUUGGGGGAAUAAGAUCUUCUUUAAGAAGUACAACAGAGCAAGAGUUACAAUUUUCCGAUACAAACUCAACAGAUCAACUUCGUCUAUAUAAAAAAACUUUAGAAGGUAAUGAGGAUUAUGAUGAUGAUUUGUUGAAUAGCGGAGGAUAUGAACCGUCCACUUAUCAACCAAUGAGAUCGCUAUCACCGCGAAAAUAG